Molecule: messenger RNA, 2138 nt
Organism: Symphalangus syndactylus (siamang)
Lineage: Eukaryota; Metazoa; Chordata; Mammalia; Primates; Hylobatidae
Gene: GRK1
Product: G protein-coupled receptor kinase 1
Biological process (GO): protein phosphorylation; visual perception; signal transduction
Cellular component (GO): cytoplasm
Molecular function (GO): rhodopsin kinase activity; ATP binding
Source: RefSeq, a predicted model, not a curated record
AUGGAUUUCGGGUCUUUGGAGACCGUGGUGGCCAACUCUGCCUUCAUCGCCGCCCGAGGCAGCUUGGACGGCAGCAGCUCCCAACCCUCCCGGGACAGGAAGUACCUGGCCAAGCUCAAGCUGCCCCCGCUGUCCAAGUGUGAGUCCCUCCGUGACAGCCUCAGCCUGGAGUUUGAGAGCGUGUGCUUGGAGCAGCCCAUCGGCAAGAAGCUCUUUCAGCAGUUCCUGCAAUCGGCAGAGAAGCAUGUGCCAGCCCUGGAGCUCUGGAAAGACAUCGAGGACUAUGACACGGCAGAUAAUGACCUCCAGCCACAGAAGGCCCAGACCAUCCUGGCCCAGUACCUGAACCCCCAGGCCAAACGCUUCUGCAGCUUCCUGGAUGAGGGGACGGUGGCGAAGUUCAAGGAGGGGCCCGUGGAGAUCCAGGACGGGCUCUUCCAGCCCCUGCUGCAGGCCACCCUGGCACACCUGGGCCAAGUCCCCUUCCAGGAGUACCUGGGCAGCCUGUACUUCCUGAGGUUCCUGCAGUGGAAGUGGCUGGAAGCCCAGCCCAUGGGGGAGGACUGGUUCCUGGACUUCAGGGUCCUGGGGAAAGGGGGCUUCGGGGAGGUGUCGGCCUGCCAGAUGAAGGCGACCGGCAAGCUGUAUGCCUGCAAGAAGCUGAACAAGAAGCGGCUGAAGAAGAGGAAGGGCUACCAGGGUGCUAUGGUGGAGAAGAAGAUUCUGAUGAAAGUGCACAGCAGGUUCAUCGUGUCUCUGGCUUACGCGUUUGAAACCAAAGCCGACCUCUGUCUGGUGAUGACCAUCAUGAACGGAGGCGACAUCAGGUACCACAUCUACAACGUGAAUGAGGAGAACCCUGGCUUCCCGGAGCCGCGCGCCGUCUUCUACACGGCGCAGAUCAUCUGCGGCCUGGAGCACCUGCACCAGCGGCGGAUCGUCUACCGUGACCUCAAGCCUGAGAACGUGCUGCUGGACAAUGAUGGCAAUGUCCGGAUCUCUGACCUUGGGCUGGCGGUGGAGCUGCUGGACGGACAGAGCAAGACCAAGGGCUACGCAGGGACCCCAGGUUUCAUGGCCCCUGAGCUCCUGCAGGGCGAGGAGUACGACUUCUCCGUGGACUACUUUGCCCUGGGGGUCACCCUGUAUGAGAUGAUUGCGGCCAGAGGACCCUUCCGAGCCCGUGGAGAGAAGGUGGAGAACAAGGAGCUGAAGCACCGGAUCAUCUCAGAGCCUGUAAAGUACCCUGAUAAGUUCAGCCAGGCCAGCAAGGACUUCUGCGAGGCGCUGCUGGAGAAGGACCCGGAGAAGCGCCUGGGGUUCAGAGACGAGACCUGCGACAAGCUCCGCGCCCACCCCCUCUUCAAGGACCUUAACUGGAGGCAGCUGGAGGCCGGGAUGCUGAUGCCCCCUUUCAUCCCAGACUCCAAAACUGUCUACGCAAAGGAUAUUCAGGACGUGGGUGCCUUUUCCACCGUCAAAGGUGUGGCCUUUGACAAAACAGACACAGAAUUCUUUCAGGAAUUUGCCACUGGCAACUGCCCCAUCCCCUGGCAGGAGGAGAUGAUCGAGAUGGGCAUCUUCGGCGAGCUGAACGUGUGGCGCUCGGAUGGGCAGAUGCCGGAUGACAUGAAGGGCAUCUCCGGGGGCUCUGGCUCCUCGUCCAAGUCAGGGAUGUGUCUGGUUUCCUAGGUGACGCCCCAGAGUCCACGUGGAGGAAAAGGACCCACAGGGCUCGGUGGGGGCCGCCUGCCUCUGUGGUGCCAGCCUGGGGUCUGCCAGCAAGGGGACACGUGGUUCCCUCCACCCAGGUCCCCAUCAUGCCAUCUCCUUGCAGCCCAAGGAGGAGAAAGCCCACAUCGGCCUGAGCCGCCAGACGCACACCCUGGUGCCGUGAGCCCCCGACUGCAUAUUUCACGUUUUUUGCUCCAUCUCACUGAGAAGACAUAAGAUGCUCUCCAGAGGGAGUAAGCCAAAAAUCUACAAACUCUUAGGGAGCCUCCAGCACUGGUGAGCGACCAACCGUGUGGUCAGGGGCAGAUAUUUGGCUUGGGUCUCCCAAGACCUUAGCCAUUGGCUUCCCAGAGCCACAUUCCUCAGCGGGAGGUGCACUGUGGCCAGGUCAGGGGUUGGUGAAC